Durio zibethinus is the source of this 1455-nucleotide messenger RNA. RefSeq names its product IQ-domain 10 (gene IQD10). The record is from RefSeq and is a predicted model, not a curated record. NCBI's taxonomy places the organism in Eukaryota, Viridiplantae, Streptophyta, Magnoliopsida, Malvales, Malvaceae.
UUGCUUUCAUAGCCUGCACUUUUAUUGUCUUUUUGUUUCUGUGUUUGCUUAUUUAUAUCUUAGUAUUUUCAUGCUCUAAAUAGUAACGGGAACUGCUAAUUUAUUUGCUUGAAUCAUUCGAUUUCGAGCUCUCUAGGAAUGUCUUGAUUGCCUUGUUUAUCAUAGGUCUAUUUCAUCAGUUUCUAAACUAUAGUUCUGCAUCUUGGUAAGCAUCGAUGGGUUCAGGAAACUGGUUUAGAUCUAUCAUUUGUAUAAAGAAAUCCAAGUCAGACACCAAAAAACCAAAGACCCCAUCGAUACAGGUACACUCAGCUAAUGAAAAAUCAAAUGGUGGUGGUGAAGGGAGUCAUGAGGCUCCAGAAGAGGCUAGGAGUCCAGCAACAACUGGUGGUUCACUAAGCAGUCCUGGUCUUCCUGGAAUGCCAGUUGAAGAGAUGGCUGCCGCUCGAAUUCAGAAGGCUUUUCGCGCAUACAGGGCAAGAAAAGCAGUUCGCCGCUUAAGGGAUGCUGGGAGAUUCAAUAUAUUGAUCCAGGGACAUACAGUUAAAAAGCAAACAUCAAGCACACUAAGCUAUUUACAUUCCUGGUGCAAUGUACAAUCUCAAAUCAGAGCCCGGAGAAUAUGUAUGGUUACAGAAGGCAGGCUUAAGCAAAAGAAAAUGGAAAAUCAGAUCAAACUUGAGGCUAAGCUUCAUGAGCUGGAGGUAGAAUGGUGUGGUGGCUCUGAAACUAUGGAGGAAAUCCUUUCCAGAAUUCAGCAAAGAGAAGAAGCUGCAGUUAAGCGUGAACGAGCAAUGGCUUACGCCUUCUCCCAUCAGUGGCGGGCAAAUGCAAGCCAAUAUCUUGGCCAAGCAUCGUAUGGUCUGGGAAAAGAAAACUGGGGUUGGAGCUGGAUGGAGCGAUGGAUAGCUGCAAGGCCUUGGGAGGUCAGGGUUCAUUCUCAGCCAAUCCACCCAAGAAAAACUCAUGCCAGGCAGUCAAGUAAAUCAGAGAAGGAGAUGAAAGUUCCAUCCUCACUGAAACCUGCUUUGCCAAAUGGGAAAGUAGCUCCAAAAGUGAAAAAAGUUGCCCCAACCGAUGGCUGAAAUCAAGAUAUCCCCGGGGCUUGUCAAUGAUGAGUGAUUCAAUAUGAUUUCUUUUUGUAUUUGUGUGGAUUUGCAAUGCAAUGCAUACAAUAACAGGCAGGAUUUGUUGCCUCAAGAAAUUUGAGGAUGAAACACAAUUUUUUUUUAACUUUCAUAUUAUUCCAUUGUGCAUUAAUUUCAUAUAAUUAUUCAUUGCUACAUUGCAUUAUGCAUCAUAGGUAAAGCCCAACUACAUUCCAACAAGAAGCUCUACAUUUCAACCACCCCUCCACCUCAAAAUUUUUAUUGGUACAGUCUGAAAAAUCCCAGCUUUAAUUAUCCACUGUACAAGUUUAUAUAUUAUUAUAUUAUAAAAUUAGUUGAGAAAAAG